Molecule: messenger RNA, 3389 nt
Organism: Girardinichthys multiradiatus
Lineage: Eukaryota; Metazoa; Chordata; Actinopteri; Cyprinodontiformes; Goodeidae
Gene: ascc1
Product: activating signal cointegrator 1 complex subunit 1
Exons: 10
Coding region: 142-1197 (351 amino acids)
Biological process (GO): DNA alkylation repair; regulation of DNA-templated transcription
Cellular component (GO): nucleus
Molecular function (GO): RNA binding
Source: RefSeq, a predicted model, not a curated record
GCUCGCUACGUUUAUAUGUUUUGUAGAUCUCUUCAAACGUUACCGUAAAGCAACCGAAAAUGUCGUAACGUGAUAGACGUUAGGCUAGCAGACGUGAGUCCUCUCUAGCUGGAAAAGUUGUCAGCAAAUUUUAAGCUAACUAUGGAUGUUCUACGACCCCCGGUUAUCAACAUAAACGGCAGAAUUUAUCGAAGGAAUAUAGUUAAGGAAGAACAUUAUGAAGAAGAAGAUUUCUCGUACGUGGGGCCAUCGGAGAGUAAAGAUCUGGCAGAGGGUGAAAGCUGCGAUAGCCACUUCAUUGAACAGACAGACAAGGGAUACCAUUGUGCCAUUGAUGUCCCAAGUGUUCUUUACAAAUAUAUCAUUGGGAAAAAAGGAGAAACCCGUAGACGUCUGGAGUUUGACACCAAAACCUCUAUCAGCAUCCCAAAACCAGGAAUUGAAGGACAAAUCGUUAUCACGGGUGCCCAAAAAGCUGCUGUUUCCUCUGCAGUUACUCGAGUGGAGGUCCUUGUAGAGAGUUUCCGAAAGAAACAGCCAUUCACUCACUUCUUGUCUUUCCCUUUGAAUGACUCCAAAGUUCAAGACGGAUUCCAGACAUUUAAAGAUGAGGUGUUGCGACAGUUUUCACAGGAUCACGGAGUGGAGGAAAGCAUCUUUCAAAACCCUGUAAAGCUUCAUUUGACUAUUGGCACCCUUGCUUUGUUAAAUGACACAGAAGUGAGGAAAGCAUGUGAACACCUCCAAGAAUGCCAAACCUUCGUCAGGGACAUCGCUGAGGGAAAGCCUCUGCCGUUGGAGGUGACAGGUAUAGAGUACAUGAAUGAUGAUCCAGCCAUGGUGGACGUCUUGUAUGCCAAAGUCAAUGUUAUAGAUGGAACUGACAGGUUGCAGAUGAUUGCAGACCGGAUGGUGGAGUAUUUUGUCUCCGUGGGGCUGAUGGUCAGGGAGUGGGACAGAGUGAAGCUGCAUGGCACUGUCAUGAACACACUGUUCAGAAAGGACUCUACAGACUUAGGUGGAGCAGGAAAACAAACCACAAGUGAAAGAGAGGCCUUUGAUGCCAGAAACAUAUUAAAGAAAUUUGGUAAUUAUCGUUUCGGGGAGUUUGAGCUGAACACUGUCCAGCUGUCACAGAGGUACUCAACAGACUGUACUGGAUACUACUCAUCUGCUGGGAGCAUCAGCUUCUCCUGACCUUCAUCCUAGCUGGGUGUAAUAUUCUAAGGUGGGAAAGAUGGGAUGCUACUUCUGGAGCAGCAGAAAAUUGCAGUUCAUUUCCCUGUCCUCUAGGUGGCAGCAUUUAUAUGCUUAUACUGAUCAUAACUUCAGACCCAAUCUGCAGAAAACGUGAAAAACUUACAUCUGCAUAUAAUAUGUACCUCUGCUGCAUUCAUCCAUAUUUUUGACAUGGUCUAGAAGAUGGAAAAUAUUUUAUUUUCGCAGGAUCAGGAAUUGUUGACAUCAAAAGGAUUUCAUCAUUAACGGGCCCUAUCCUUGUUAGGUUAUGUUUUUUAAUUGUUUUGUAAUUUGUCACAUACAAAGGGACUUACCUUAAAUGGAUAAAAAAAAUACUCAAAUAUUUCUUACGCUAACAAAUACCGAAGGCGACCGUCUGAAUAGUUUGGAGAAGAAAAAACAUCACGUGUCAGAGAAGAAAGCUGUUUUUAGUUCUGGCUCACUAUUGUGUUAUCUUCACACCACUGAAUGUCAUAGCCCUGUGUAACACACUUCCUUUCACCUCGCUGAAUGUGUUAAUGCAUCACAGACAUGAUUUAUUACACUAACCAGUCUGUGUUUUUUUACCCCAUCCUUCUUUUUGAGAGCCCUUCCCACACAAACGGCUCCAACUUUGCUCCCACUGCCGUCUGUCGAAUGUGUCAUUGAAUACAGACGUCAGACAAAGAGCAGGGCUACUUGUCCAUGACAUUUUUUUUUUCUUGCUUUCCCCUCAGCUGGUGGUUCUCUCUGUUUAGCAUGCAGGAGUGUGAUUGCUAGGCAGCCAAAAGUUACACCAGUAACGUCUGAGGCCCCUCUUUGUUCACUAUGCCAUCCUUUGCUGCCUAUUUUAGCAGUGGCUUAAUUACUUUAUUUUUCCCCUCUUCUGUUAUUCUAUUCACAGUCAUGGACAUUUUGGCUCUUCAAAACGGCUUGGUUGCUACUAAGCUUAACCGUUCAGUGGCAUUUUCUUGGAAUAAAUCCCAUUUAUUCAGACAAACAAAGACACCUAAUUUUGCACACUUGCUCUCCAGCUUGUUUCUGGUUCAAGAGUUCACAUGUAUUGUAGCACCACUUCCAGGUAACACAUGUAUACAGUUUUUUUCACUUUUGGUUGAGUAAACAGAGCUCAGGAGCACACAAAGAGAAAAGAGGAGAGGCGCAUGAUUUGCAAUUUAAUUAAAUCUUUAAGAACUGUGUAUUCUUGUCUCUUUUUGGCAUGAUUAAAGAUGAGUUCCACAGAUGUCUGCACCAAAGAGGAAUUAGGGAUCAUGUUAUGCUUAAGCAAAGAGGCAAAGAUCUCAUUAUUUUAUUUAAAAAAGAGAUACUAUGUUCUGAAUUUGUGUUAUAUUUUAAUCACCUUCUCACACCUGGCUUUAUUUGUUGCAAAAAAUAAAGUAAAUGGAAUACAUGUCUCUGAAAAAGAAUUUUAAUAAAGUUUCAUUUGACAUUUGUAAAUCUUCUUUGCAGAAAAUCCUAAUUGUUCUACGUUGUGGUUUGGGAAGCGAGUUACCAGUAUCACAGUAUACCAUUUAGGGGAAUUUCUAAACCCCUUUUCCAAAUAUUUUAAGUUGUUUUUUUAUGAGAUUCCAAAAAGCGAUGACAGGGAUUUUCUCUGGCUGUUUGGACUGUAGAGUUAGGCAGAGCAGCCCCUUGCCCACCCAUUGCUGCACUGCAGGGCAGCUGGCUGAAAAAAAAUCUCCUACGUUUUCCCCAUGAUUGCAGGAAAGACAAAUGUAGCUAUUUGAAAAGAUGUCCAGUCAUGUGAAACAAAGACAGUAAGGGUGUGAAAACUAAAGGGGUGCAAAAACGUUUGUAAAACUACAGUUGGCAAGCAACAAGCAGCAGCCGACUACAGGCAUCAGCAGUCUACUGUGCUCCACCCGAGCAGAUGGCCCAGCUAAUUAACAAGCUAAUACAAGCUUGGUAUUCUUGUGGUAUUCUAUGAAGAGCAGAACAACAAAAAGGGAUGAUAUUCUGCACAAUUAGCAUUUUUAACAAACACAAAGUGUUGUGUCCGGUAAUUUAAUAUUUAUUUGCUAUUGUCUAUGUUUUAAAAUCACAAUAAAAAUCAAAAUGCUAUAGUUAACUACAAACUUUCAUUUACUGCAAUUAGCCAUUGUAGUGACAAUUGUUUCUGUUGAAUAAAAGCAGUUUGGCCAUGUUGUACA